Molecule: messenger RNA, 1134 nt
Organism: Physeter macrocephalus (sperm whale)
Lineage: Eukaryota; Metazoa; Chordata; Mammalia; Artiodactyla; Physeteridae
Gene: HES7
Product: hes family bHLH transcription factor 7
Exons: 6
Coding region: 499-1134 (211 amino acids)
Biological process (GO): regulation of transcription by RNA polymerase II; anterior/posterior pattern specification; regulation of neurogenesis
Cellular component (GO): nucleus
Molecular function (GO): DNA-binding transcription factor activity, RNA polymerase II-specific; RNA polymerase II cis-regulatory region sequence-specific DNA binding; protein dimerization activity
Source: RefSeq, a predicted model, not a curated record
GGAGUCGAGGCGACCACGGCCAGGGAGGCUUUAUGGCCAGGAAGGCUUUAUAACCAGGGGCUUCGCAGAGAAAUGGUCCCAAUAGUUGACAUGGGUGGAGCGCCAGGCCAUCCUUCCUCCCGCCUGGAUCCGGUCACCCGGCCAUAAAGUCGCCCCAUAUGGCCAGGGGCGGCCCCACACCCGGGUGCGAACUGCCGCCGGGGGCCCCGAGCCUCGCGUGCAGGCACUUUGUCUUGAAGUCUCCAAGUCUCACGCAUCAUUCUGCAGAGUGGCAUGCUCUUGGUUUGAGGAAUAAACUGGGCCUCCAGUCCAUAUCUCAGUAUGAACGGUCCCAGCCUAGACCAGUGCCCAGCGGGCACAAUGAACACGCAGAUAGUGGGGAACUGAAUAUGACUGACUCAGAUUGAAAGGAGCUUCUCUUCCACCUGCAGACAAAGUCCCAGUUGAAUAAACGGAUCCAGCCAGCACACUCAGGUGGCUCAUUAUCUCAAGUAGGAGAUGCUGAAGCCGCUUGUGGAGAAGCGGCGCCGGGACCGCAUCAACCGCAGCCUGGAAGAACUGAGGCUGCUGCUGCUGGAGCGGACCCGAGACCAGAACCUCCGGAACCCGAAGCUGGAGAAAGCAGAGAUACUGGAGUUCGCCGUGGGCUACUUGAGGGAGCGAAGCCGGGUGGAGCCCCCGGGUGUUCCCCGGUCCCCAGCCCAGGACGCCGAGGCGCUCGCCAGCUGCUACUUGUCCGGCUUCCGCGAGUGCCUGCUUCGCCUGGCGGCCUUCGCGCACGACGCCAGCCCGGCCGCCCGAGCCCAGCUCUUCUCCGCGCUGCAAGGUUACCUGCGCCCCAAGCCGCCCCGGCCGGAACCGGUAGACCCGAGGCCCCAAGCGCCGCGCCCACCGCUGGACCCCGCCGCCCCAGCGCCUGGCCCCGCGCUACACCAGCGCCCCCCAGUGCACAAGGGCCUCCCUAGCCCGCGCUGCGCAUGGUCCCCGUCCCCCUGCUCCCCGCGAGCCGGGGAUUCCGGCGCGCCGGCCCCCCUCACCGGACUGCUGCCGCCGCCGCCGCCGCCUCACAGACAAGACGGGGCGCCCAAGGCCCCGCCGCCCCCGCCGCCCGCUUUCUGGAGACCUUGGCCCUGA